ACUCCGAAAGUUUCUUCAGAAAUUCUUUCAUCAAAAUGAAUUUUCAAUUAUUUAUUUUCUUUGCUCUUCUUGCUUUUGCUAGAUCUGGAGUUCUUAAAAACACAGAAAACAUGCCCAUUUCUCACACAGACGCACUCUGUGGUUCUAUCAAAUGUCCUGAUAAUUAUAGAUGCGAACUGCCAGUCAGUGACUUGGAAUGUGGUUCUGAAGACGAUUGUUCAGUUGAUCCAAAGUGCGUGCCAAUCCCAAUCCGCAAACCGGAAUGUGAGGGCGAUGAAGAGCUCAAGGCGUGUGGCUCAGCGUGUGAACCGACAUGUGAUAACGAGAAUCCAGAAUGUGAUUUGGUGUGUAUGACAAACGUCUGCCAGUGUAAGAAAGGACUCGUCAGAGACUCGGCAACUGGAAAAUGUGUGGAGAAAAAUAAAUGCAGCAAAUGCACUCUUGAAUGCUCUGAGAACGAAAAAUGUGAACUUGUGGAGCUGACUUGUGAGGAGAAACCAUGCCAAAUUGUGGACGUAUGUGUUGCACAACAUACCACUGAAUAAUAUUUUCGAUGAUUAAAAAAAAAGUUGUUUUUCUCAUAUUUUAAUAUUGAUGUUUUCAUGCUAAUGUUUUCAGAAAAUUUAAAAAUAACAAUAUUCGAAUUUUAACAUAAUAUUUGUAUUCCUUUUCAAUAGCCAAAAAACUUAUGAACU
Molecule: messenger RNA, 695 nt
Organism: Caenorhabditis elegans
Lineage: Eukaryota; Metazoa; Nematoda; Chromadorea; Rhabditida; Rhabditidae
Gene: C25E10.10
Product: TIL domain-containing protein
Exons: 7
Coding region: 36-545 (169 amino acids)
Source: RefSeq, marked reviewed